ACUAAGUUCAGAAGCACACACACACACGAAGCAGCAGUGUGCAGUCCUCCAGCAUCCCACAAUGCAGCGAGUCAAGCGACGCCGGUUUGGUAAUGUGUUUACCACUGAGGUCCCAGAUUUCGGGGGUCCAAAGAAGAUGACGACCCUAGUGUUAGAUAAUGGGGCGUACAACGCGAAGAUCGGGUACAACCACGGGGAAGUCAGUGUGAUACCAAACUGUCAAUUCAGAACGAAGACUGCACGCUUGAAAACUUUCACAGCUAAUCAGAUUGAUGAAAUAAAAGAUCCUUCUGGCCUCUUUUAUAUUCUUCCAUUCCAGAAGGGUUAUUUGGUGAAUUGGGAUGUACAGAGACAAGUUUGGGAUUAUCUGUUUGGAAAGGAAAUGUUUCAGGUGGAUUUUGUCGAUUCCAACAUCAUUAUUACUGAACCUUAUUUCAACUUUAAUUCAAUACAAGAGUCUAUGAAUGAGAUUCUGUUUGAAGAAUAUCAAUUCCAAGCAGUUCUCCGAGUGAAUGCUGGAGCAUUGAGCUCGUACCGAUAUUUCAGAGACAAUCCCUCUGAAUUAUGCUGCAUUAUUGUAGACAGUGGUUAUUCCUUUACACACAUUGUACCAUACUGUCGGAGUAAGAAAAAGCAAGAAGGAAUUAUAAGGAUCAAUGUUGGUGGUAAACUGUUAACAAAUCAUCUAAAAGAGAUUAUAUCAUAUAGGCAGUUACAUGUCAUGGAUGAAACGCAUGUAAUAAACCAAGUAAAAGAAGAUGUCUGUUAUGUUGCACAAGAUUUUUAUAAAGAUAUGGAAAUUGCAAAGCUAAAAGGUGAAGACAACUCUGUAAUGGUAGAUUAUGUUUUGCCAGAUUUUAGCACAAUCAAAAAAGGCUAUUGUAAGCCUAGGGAAGAGAUGGUGUUCAGUGGAAAGCCCACAGCUGGAGAACAAAUCCUUCGCUUGACUAAUGAGAGAUUUGCCGUUCCUGAGAUACUUUUUCAUCCAUCAGACAUAGGGAUUCAGGAAAUGGGGAUUCCAGAAGCCAUUGUACAUUCUAUUCAGAAUCUUCCUGAAGAAAUGCAGCCUCAUUUCUACAAGAAUAUUGUUCUUACUGGUGGAAACACCCUGUUCCCAGGCUUCAAAGAGCGUGUGUUUUCAGAAGUUCGCAAGCUAACACCUACAGAUUAUGAUGUGUCUGUAAUACUGCCUGAAAACCCUAUUACAUAUUCCUGGGAAGGUGGAAAGUUAAUAUCAGAAAAUGAUGAUUUUGAAGAUAUGAUAGUUACAAGAGAUGAAUAUGAAGAAAAUGGACACUCAAUUUGUGAAGAGAAAUUUGAUAUUUAAUUUAUUUGUAUUAUUUUUUUUGUAAAUAUUAUUUUUUCUAUGAAAAAGGUAUCAUUUGUAUUUAUAUUUAAUUUGUUUUUUAUUCUGUUUUUUAUUUUUAAAUGAAUGUAUCUUAAAUGAUAUUCUGAAAAGAUUAAACUCCUUGCUGAACAUUCCAUGGAUUUGUAACUGGACCUCAUGAGUAAAGUUACUAUUAAGAUUUAACUCCAUGCAGAUGGAGUUGUUUAGUAAGAUUUUUUUACUGAUGGUUUGUGAUACGUUCUGCCCCUUUUUUUUUAACAUUGGUUUAAAUUCUCAUAAUGCUCAUUAGUAAUUUGUUUUAUGUAAUUAGUAUUUAUUGAAGUUUUAAAGUAUUACAAUAACCAAAAGUAACAAAUAAAGCGCCUUUAUAAAAGUCUA
This is a messenger RNA of Bombina bombina (fire-bellied toad), 1726 nucleotides long. RefSeq names its product actin related protein 6 (gene ACTR6). The coding region runs from base 62 to 1327 and encodes 421 amino acids. The record is from RefSeq and is a predicted model, not a curated record. Lineage: Eukaryota; Metazoa; Chordata; Amphibia; Anura; Bombinatoridae. Gene Ontology annotation, cellular component: Swr1 complex. The transcript is spliced from 11 exons. Gene Ontology annotation, molecular function: nucleosome binding.